Messenger RNA from Siniperca chuatsi (mandarin fish), 1085 nucleotides. It is a transcript of the gene cfap119, whose product is annotated as coiled-coil domain containing 189. The transcript has 10 exons. The record is from RefSeq and is a predicted model, not a curated record. Lineage: Eukaryota; Metazoa; Chordata; Actinopteri; Centrarchiformes; Sinipercidae. Bases 200 to 1003 code for a protein of 267 amino acids.
AAAAGGGGUGUAGCCUGAUGUUGCUAGGAUACAACGAGGUUGCCAAACAGGAUGUUCCAGCUACAUUGAAGCCUGUUUUGUUCAGUGUAGAUUCGCCAGUUACUUUUAUAUGAAUCAAACCAAAUCAAUCGCACUUCAGUUUUUCAGCUGUUAACGUCUGCAGUUUUCUGAAUUUAUAAUUCGGCUAAAGAAAUAAAGCAUGGAUACGAAAAUAAAGGUACCACAGGCCCUGAAAGCCAAAGUGAUGCUAUGGACAGAUGUAAGCUACCAUGACAUGGAGGAGAUAGACAAAAUGCAGUCCACACCUGAUCUGAAGAGUGCUUUAUGCAGUGUGCUGGGGGUUGACCUCCCUGAACCAAAAAGAGGAGUUCUGCUGGAGUUGUAUGUCCAAACUGUGCUUUUUUGCAGAGAGCGCAGCUUCAAAAAGGAACAAACUUCUGCUCUCUUGUCCAUCAUCAAGUCUGUCCAUGAGGCUAACAUAGAAACUCCACUCAACAACAUAGAACAGUGUUUCAAUUACUGCAAGGAGCUACUUCUCUGUCACUCAGUCAGGCGACCUCCCUUUAGUAUCAACCUCUUCAGCUCUGAGGAGGUGAACUGUAUUUUAAAGUACAUCCAUAACAGCUAUGUGAGACACUACAAACUCUACAAAUAUAUUUUCACUCCACAGGUAAAACUUGAUUUGUCUUUGACUUACUCUGGGAUCCCAGACCAACCUGCCAUGGAGGAUUCUUCUGCUCCAGAUGUUGAAAAUGUGAUGGAAAAAGAAGCAGAAGCAGUACCAAAGACAGACAGCUCUCCUCAAACACAGGAAGCAUCCAUCGCAGAGUCAGAGGGAGCCACACUCGGUUCAAAAUCAGAACUGAAGGCACUAAUAGAGAAAGAGGUCAGAGAGCAGAUGAUGCACGUGUCUGGACAACUAGAUCAGCGAAUGAAAGAAAUUACAGAUAAGCACAAAAGUGCACUAAAUUCUCCACAGCCCAACCACAAGGCCAAAAAGUAAUGGAUGAUAAAGGUUUCUUUUAGCUUUUCCACUAAAACAGCCAGUAUGUUGAUGUACGAAUAAAACUCAAUUCAAACUCAAA